Molecule: messenger RNA, 1037 nt
Organism: Ziziphus jujuba (common jujube)
Lineage: Eukaryota; Viridiplantae; Streptophyta; Magnoliopsida; Rosales; Rhamnaceae
Product: urease accessory protein G
Exons: 6
Coding region: 61-906 (281 amino acids)
Molecular function (GO): GTPase activity; nickel cation binding
Source: RefSeq, a predicted model, not a curated record
ACAACUCAUUGGUCUGGUCCGCUGACACAGGUCAAGAGUAAAUCUUCUAUCUGUAAAUCAAUGGCUUCAGGCGACCACCACCACCACCACCAUCAUCACCAUGAACACGAUCAUGCUCAUCAUGAUCAUGAACAUUUCCAUGGGGAUUCUGCAACAAGUUCAUGGGUGGGACCAGAUGGGAAAGUGUACCACAGCCAUGAUGGAUUGGCACCACACUCCCACGAACCCAUUUAUUCCCCUGGCUACUUCAGCAGAAGAGCUCCUCUACUUCUCACCAGAAAUUUCACUGAAAGAGCUUUCACAGUUGGUAUUGGCGGUCCUGUUGGUACUGGGAAAACAGCUCUAAUGUUAGCUCUUUGUAAAUUUUUGCGGGACAAGUACAGUCUUGCUGCAGUGACAAAUGAUAUAUUUACAAAAGAGGAUGGUGAAUUCUUGGUGAAGCAUGGAGCACUUCCUGAAGAAAGGAUACGUGCUGUGGAAACUGGAGGCUGUCCUCAUGCUGCAAUUCGUGAAGAUAUCAGUGUUAAUCUUGGCCCUCUUGAGGAGCUCUCUAACUUAUUCAAGGCAGACUUACUUCUUUGUGAAUCCGGGGGAGAUAACUUAGCUGCCAACUUCAGCAGGGAACUGGCUGAUUAUAUCAUCUAUAUAAUAGAUGUAUCUGCUGGUGAUAAAAUUCCUCGAAAAGGAGGCCCUGGCAUCACCCAAGCUGAUCUACUAGUAAUUAACAAGACCGACCUUGCACAAGCUGUUGGAGCUGAUUUAACAGUCAUGGAGCGUGAUGCACUUCGAAUGCGAGAUGGAGGACCUUUUGUGUUUUCUCAGGUGAAGCAUGGAGUUGGCGUAGAGGAAAUUGUGAAUCAUAUCUUAAAGGCUUGGGAAGUUGCAACAGGGAAGAAGCUCCAUUGAUCUUUCCUUUCAGAGUCUGCUUCAGUUUGUGUCUUUUUUAGUACCUUUCAAAUGUGGCUUCAAUAUGUAUGCCAUUUUAGCAUCCAUCAAACUGAUUGCUGAGCUAAUACUCAUUCUAACUUUCUGUUUGA